AGAGCUUAAUUGGUUAAUAUUCUCAAAUUUCCGAAACCCUACUAGGGUUUAAGAAGCGAGCGGUUCCCUAACUCCCAACUCAGUCCCGUACUGCAUACCCAUAUAACCUGUAUCUUUUUCCUUUUGCAGAGCUAUGAGGUUUUUGUGCAAAACCCUAGUUACAUUACUUCGAGUUGAUGGGAUUUCUGUGUGAUUCCAACAUUGAAGACGAACUCAAGUAUCAACCUUCAAAUCUCAAGCGACCCACUUGACCUCUCUAUCCCCAAAAUCGACGAUUUCUCUUCGUAAUUCGUCAAUUCAAUUCUUUAUUUAGACAAUAUCAAGGUUUGGAGUGAUAUAAUCCAGAACCAUAUUUGUUUCAGCCAAAGCGAUCCAGCUACGUUGAUUGAAGAAAGUUUGAAAUUCGGAGUAGUUGAGAAGCGGUACUAGAUGGUCGAAUCAAUUUCUUGUAGAGAAACCACGGUUGGUGACCCAAUUCGAGAAGGGUCUGAGAAAUUGGGGAAUUCGGGUUGCUUGAUUGAGGAAGAUAUGGUAAAGGUUAAUGUGGAAGAGGCGUUAUACGGGUCGGCUGCUGUUGGUGUGGAUGGCGUGAACAAUGGUGAAUUGGCUAGUGCUACUGGUUGUAGCGCGAAGAGUGUUGAAACGGGCUGUGUCAAUAGGAGUGGUGUGAGGACUAGUGAAAGUGAGAGCCUUGACGCUAAUGGUGUAAAGAGUAGUGAAAUAUUGGGUGUUGAUAGGAAUGGUCAAAUAGUUGGAGUCAAUGAGGAUGGUAUGAAGACUGUUGAGAAUGGAAGUGAUGGCAGCUUUGAGUCACAGAGUGCAAGCUUAUCUUCAUCUUCUAGUAGUGAGGACGACGAUAGUGAGGAGGAGGAGGAGGAAGAAGAAGAAGAAGAGGACAAAGAGAAGGGGGAGAUUGUAAGGGAUUCUGAUGGAGAGGAGAUGGUUGCUUGGAGUGAUGCUGAAGAUGAUGGUGACGGUGACGGUGGCGGCUUUGGUGAUGUCAUUUCAGGACCUAUUAGGUCCAAGAAUGAGCUUGAGGUUCUACCUCCUGUACCUCCAGUGACUCUGACGUUGCAACCGUAUCAUCAGAUCCUGCCAGUAGGAGCAGUGUUAUCGAUUAUGGGGUCCCAAGUCAUUGUGGAGGGGGUGGAGAAGCACGACCCUCUUAACGAGGGUUCUAUCCUAUGGAUAACAGAAAGCAGAUCCCCCUUAGGGCUGGUAGAUGAAAUUUUUGGACCUGUGAAGAAUCCUUACUACAUGGUAAGAUAUAACUCGGACAAUGAAAUCCCUGCUGGUAUCCAACAAGGCACUUCGAUCUCUUUUGUUCGAGAAUUUGCAAAUCCUGUCCUGAAUGACAGCAAUCUUCACAAGAAAGGAUAUGAUGCAUCUGGUGAACAUGAUGAAGAGGUUUCAGAUGAGGCAGAGUUUUCAGAUGACGAGGAGGAGGCUGAGUACCGGAAAAAACUGAAGACGACUAAAAGGGGCAGGAAUGACCAGAAACAGGGAAACAGGAAAGAGGAUAAGAAGUUCAAAAAUAGAGGCGGGACCCGGAAAAAUGGGCAACCUUCAGCCCCAAUAGUGGCAAUGGAUGUGUGUGAUAUAUCAGCUGUUCAAAACCAGCGAUGUAUUCCACCCAUCGCAGCAUCACUAGAUCAUGAUAGUCAGCAUUCCUUUGGGCAAGGACAAGGUUUUGCUGAUGGUCCAGGCAUUGUUCGACCAUUUCCACAACAGUCACAAGCCACUGGUUUUCUUGCACCUUCUAAUGUAAUUAGGAUGAAUGGAAUGCCAUGUCAGCAGCAACACGGCGUGGUUGAUCAUAAUGAGUUUCCAACAAAUGGUAUGCCGUGGCUACAAGAAAAUUAUCAUCAGAUGCCUUUGCUGAACAGAAUGCCAUCUCAGCAGCAGUUAGACCCUGGGCAGAGGGUACCUUCUAAUGUUGUUUUAACAGGUGAGCAGGCAAAUUCUUGCGCAGGACAUGCAUCUGUACCUUGGCCUGGGUACCCGGUUCAAAAUGGCUUCGACCAAAUUUCGUCUGGGAUGGCCUUUCCAAACCAGCAUGCUUGCCCACCCGUAAAUGUGGGAGCACAAGGAAUUAUGUUGAAUGGCUUAUGGAAUGAACAGAACUCUAACUUGCGGCCACCUCCUGUUACUCGGGGAAACAUUGAAGCUUCUCAGAAUUUUAAUCAGGGUGUGUCUUUCAAUCGUGGCAGGAAACCGCAUCACAGAGGCGGUGGUCGUUUUAGCAGUGGGAGAGGCUGACGGCAGUCCUCAUACUGAAAUAUGCUUGGAAUGGAGCUGUUUAUAUACUCUUUACGUUCUUUUCAUGUAAAAUGUACUUUUAAAGAUCUUUUCAUGGAGAAUCUGGAAUUUAAAUUUUGAUCUACUUUCCUAUAUAUAUACCAUGUGGAUUUUAUUUCU
Molecule: messenger RNA, 2418 nt
Organism: Cornus florida
Lineage: Eukaryota; Viridiplantae; Streptophyta; Magnoliopsida; Cornales; Cornaceae
Product: H/ACA ribonucleoprotein complex non-core subunit NAF1-like
Exons: 3
Coding region: 430-2259 (609 amino acids)
Biological process (GO): pseudouridine synthesis; ribosome biogenesis; box H/ACA snoRNP assembly
Cellular component (GO): sno(s)RNA-containing ribonucleoprotein complex
Molecular function (GO): RNA binding
Source: RefSeq, a predicted model, not a curated record